Messenger RNA from Acanthoscelides obtectus, 1281 nucleotides. NCBI's taxonomy places the organism in Eukaryota, Metazoa, Arthropoda, Insecta, Coleoptera, Chrysomelidae. The record is from the annotation of a GenBank genome assembly.
ACAAAACCGGAGAGUCUGAGCACAUGCUGAUACGCUGUCUAACUCUAGAGCCUUCCUUUACGCCAGCGUACAUCGAACUGGCGAAACUCAGGGGACCAAAUGACCCAACGAUAGACAGUUUGCUGAAGAAGGUAGUGGAACUCAACCCUACAGAUCCACACUUCGCAACCACAUUUGGACAUUGGAUGUUCAAAAAACAUAAUCAUCAUACGGCCCUACUGUUCUACUGGAAGGCGCUAAGGGUAUCAGGGUACCACCAAGAAGCCAUCAUAAGUGCUGCUAAGGUGUUAAGGCAGAUGGGUCAGGAAUGCAGGCUGUUCCAGUUGAUAACAAGGUGGCAGCUCAUGCUGAAAAUUAGGAACGGCGAACAUUACCUGAGCACCCACAUCUACCUCAUGGGCUGGCACCUCAAGAGCGAACUCAACAGUAAAGCGCGAGCAUACGACGCGAAUUCGUAUUUUGAUGGUGCUUGCGCAAGCACCCCGUGCAAGGUAGAAAACACAUCUGCUGAGGAUAAGUGGAGAAAGAACGAAACGUCCAGGAAAGGAAAGAAAACCUACGCGCCCCGGAAAAAUAUUGAAAAGGUAACUCCUACUACAGAUCUGAAGUUGCAUCACCUAGUGGACAGUAUUUUGUAAUGAGAUGUGAUGUUAUAUGCUUUCUGCAAACGAGAUUUUGCUUUCCAAACGGCAAGUGUAAUAUUUACCCAUACUUUUGUCAAUGAUCCUUAAAGAUGUUAACGACACUCGUACAUCGCAACUGUUUGAUGCAUUAAAGUUUGUUCCUUUCUAAGAAGUAUUUGGCCUCAAGGUUGAUUACGAACGGAGCUAAGGAGUGUCAAGGGUCAGCCACAAAAUUAGGUCCAAUUGUGAUUACAGUGUUGAGAAGAUGUUCAGAAUGUUAGCGUUACCCCCAAGCUUGAAUAUUCAAACUUAGCAGCGCGAUAUCAAUGUAAGUGACAGACCGGGUACAUUAAUUUACACUUGCCGCUUGGACAACCGGACAACUUGAGCGACUGAGUUCCAGAGAUAUGUAGGAAAGCAUAGCUGAUAAACUGUUUACCACAGUUUAUGACAGGCCUCUCCAACUCAGGUGCAACCAGCACAGCGCCGAGCACCGCUCGUAUCACAGUGCUGCGGAGUGAGUACGUGAAGGUGGGGGAGUGAUUAGGCAGCGACAUACGCAUCGUGAAUAGAAAUGACCCGGGAGCUGGUGGCAUUGAGUAUACGUUCAUCGCGGAUUCGACUAAAUUUAGUAAUAAUAUGUAGUUUUUACGUAAAU